This is a messenger RNA of Zasmidium cellare ATCC 36951, 1179 nucleotides long. RefSeq lists its product as uncharacterized. NCBI's taxonomy places the organism in Eukaryota, Fungi, Ascomycota, Dothideomycetes, Mycosphaerellales, Mycosphaerellaceae. The transcript has 3 exons. The record is from RefSeq and is a predicted model, not a curated record. The coding region runs from base 1 to 1179 and encodes 392 amino acids.
AUGAACUCCGAGCCUCGAGACGAAGACCUCCUCGAUCCAGCCACCACUGAGCGCAAGAUCUACAUAGAGCGUAGCACCGGCCUCGAGCGCGAGAUAUGGCGCCCUGGAGAUGGCGACGGUGACCAAGGCACCGACUACUUCGAUCGGCCGGGCCCUCCACUUCCACUUGAGAAGCGCUGGCGACUAUUCCAGAGCGACAUCGGCACCAUCACUGUCAAGAACCAACCGCCCAGGUUUGUUAUGCUCGACGAUCGAGCAGUCCACGAGGUCCUCGAAUCAGACCUCCCACGCGCGAAGCUCUCACAGAACUGGCCACACGAGUUCGGUGGUCCAGCCAAAAUCCGCACUCGACGUAUUCAUCGUGGCCGACCUGCCAUCAAGGAUUCAAACGCCGAAGGAAAUGCCAAGUAUCACACUGGUGCCACAGGAGGCGGCAGAGAGCCAUAUAUUCUGUCCGGUGAGAGGGACUACCAGCCUGUGCUCUAUCGUUACGAGCCUCCUGGAUUGGAUGGGUCGAAGUUCAAACGCAAACGCAUGCCGUCUUCAACUUCAGAAGAGUACAACCCAAGAGGCCACGGACACAACCAGUACACGCCGAAAGACAUGCUGGUCAAGAAUGGCGCAACGUCAUUCAGUCUGAAGGAGAAGAAGACGCAUUUGCCACGCCCAAGCAAUCCCUUUUCCACAGGGUCAACAUCGCCAUUCGGGAUGUCGCCCGCGGAGCCGUCGAUGGGUAUGAGUCUAGAGAACGGCACGCCACGCGACAGUGAGUCUCUGGGCCCAUUCGACCCGAGCGAGGUCCCACCGAACAUGGGCUACAUCGAACGUCGAACCUUCGAGCAAAAGCUCGCGGCUCAAAUCCUAAGUGGCACUCAGACGGAGGACGAUGUGAAGAAGGUUGCAGGCGAACUGUCAAAGGCUCACGUCAAGAUCAGACAACAGACUCACGAACUCGAGCACCUCAAAGGAGCCCUGGCCGUGGAUCCAAAUGAGAGCGCUUUGAAGGCUGAGAACAAAAGGCUCAAGGCACAAGUCGCCAGAAACGAGCAGAAGACAUCCCAGCAAGCUGCAGAGAUCGCUUCGUUGAAAGAAGAGGUCAACGAUGGCAAAGCAAAAGAAGCUGCUCUCCAACGGGAGAUCGAUGCAGUGCGUCAGGGCCAGUGGUGGCAUACAGGCUAA